AUGUCCCUUCACAAAUCUCAAGCCACUACGCUCCUCCAUCCGCCCCCGCCUCCUCGGCCUCAAUCUUCUUCUUCUACUACUGCCUCUCCGGUUUGUACAACCAUCAUUGACGAUCAUCAGAAGGAUGGGGAUGAGAAUGAGGAAGACGAGGAGGAGGAGGAACUUACGACAGAAGUCGGCUCGCUCGAUGGGACUCGCUCUUCUGAUAUCUAUUAUCACUCGUUAAACAUAAUUGUUCUCUCUCGUACCAUGAAUCGAAAGGCCAAUUGCGAGGAGAUCCGCAGGGCUGAAGUAGCGGCGAGCGAGCUAGGCAGACAGCAGAUGAAAGUUUUGGAGGCUGGCGCCGCCGUCAGAUUGGAUCCUAGCGCUAGAGUUAAGAUCAAUCCUGAAUUAACUUGUGAAGCCAGGUUGUUGACUCCUUCACAGGCAGCAAAGCCUUCGGCCAGCGGAACUCCUAGCAGCUCUACCGCCUCCUCGGCGAUUACUAACAACGCGACCAAGGAGAAAACUCAGCUCUCAAAGUUUGAGGAAUUGGUGGCCAGUCAGGUUCAUGUAGACAUCAAUAUUGUAGAUUCCUAA
This is a messenger RNA of Puccinia graminis f. sp. tritici CRL 75-36-700-3, 579 nucleotides long. RefSeq lists its product as uncharacterized. NCBI's taxonomy places the organism in Eukaryota, Fungi, Basidiomycota, Pucciniomycetes, Pucciniales, Pucciniaceae. The transcript has 2 exons. The record is from RefSeq and is a predicted model, not a curated record. Bases 1 to 579 code for a protein of 192 amino acids.